This is a messenger RNA of Chaetura pelagica (chimney swift), 5472 nucleotides long. Its product is annotated as sodium channel protein type 5 subunit alpha-like. Gene Ontology annotation, cellular component: axon; plasma membrane; voltage-gated sodium channel complex. Bases 1 to 5472 code for a protein of 1823 amino acids. Gene Ontology annotation, molecular function: voltage-gated sodium channel activity; protein binding. Gene Ontology annotation, biological process: sodium ion transmembrane transport; membrane depolarization during action potential; neuronal action potential. Lineage: Eukaryota; Metazoa; Chordata; Aves; Apodiformes; Apodidae. The record is from RefSeq and is a predicted model, not a curated record. The transcript has 25 exons.
AUGGCUGAGUUCUCACUGCCUGGUACCAACAACUUCCGUAAAUUCACCCGCAAAUCCUUGGCUGCUAUUGAAAAGAGAAUUGCUGCCAAAAAAGAUUGUCAAAGAAAUACUACAGAUCACAGACCUGAAGAGAAACCACGUCCUCAACUUGAUCUAAAAGCUUUCCAGAAACUACCAGCUCUCUAUGGAAAUCCACCUCCUGAGCUCAUUGGGGAACCACUGGAGGAUCUUGACCCAUACUAUGAUGAUCACAAGGUUUUCAUAGUGCUAAACAAACAGAAAACAAUCUUCAGAUUUACUGCUACGUCUGCCUUAUGGAUCCUCAGUCCUUUCCAUCCAAUCCGAAGAGCAGCAAUUAAAAUUUUAGUACAUUUAGCAUUCACUUUCUUUAUCAUUUGCACUAUUAUAACCAAUUGUGUAUUCAUGGCUCUGGCCGAAUCCUAUAGGAAUUCUUCUUCAUGGAAUAAGUAUAUCGAAUAUACUUUCACUGGCAUUUACACUUUUGAAUCUUUGAUAAAAAUAUUGGCAAGAGGAUUCUGUCUAAAUGAAUUCACUUUCCUUCGAGACCCCUGGAACUGGCUGGAUUUCAGUGUUAUUGUUAUGGCGUACUUGGGAGCUGUUAGUGAUCUGGGAAGCGUGUCAGCCCUUCGGACGUUCAGGGUUCUGAGAGCUUUAAAAACCAUUUCAGUAGUCCCAGGACUCAAGAUCAUUGUAGGGGCACUUAUCCAGUCUGUCAAGAAACUUUCUGAUGUGAUGAUCCUGACUGUUUUCUGCCUGUGUGUCUUUGCCCUCAUAGGCCUCCAGCUUUUUAAGGGCAAUCUAAGAUAUAAGUGUAUCAGGAACUCUACUGAGUCUCUUAAUGUAUUUAGAAACCCUAACAAAACAUGGGAAUCCUAUGAAAGUUUUCAAAACUAUACAGCACACUUUGCUAAGAAAGGGGGCACCUCAGAUAUUUUGCUAUGUGGUACUGCUGCUGGGACCUGUCCUUCAGACUAUGUGUGUAAGAAAAUUGGGCCAAAUCCUGACUAUGGUUUCACUAGUUUUGAUACAUUUGGCUGGGCUUUUCUCUCUUUAUUCCGCCUGAUGACCCAGGACUACUGGGAGCGUCUGUACCAGCAGACCCUCAGAGCUUCUGGGAAGGUGUAUAUGCUCUUCUUCAUGCUGGUCAUCUUUCUGGGCUCAUUUUAUCUAGUCAAUUUGAUUCUGGCUGUAGUGACCAUGGCAUAUGAAGACCAGAACAAAGCCACCAUUGCUGAAACUGAGGCAAAGGAAAGGAAAUUUCGGGAAGCCAUGGAAUUAAUACAGAAGGAGCAGGAGGCACUGGCUAUGAAAGGAGUGGAUGUCUCAUCAAUAUGCUCCUUUGACACCGUUUCUCUGUCUACCAAAGAAAUCAAAGAAAGAAGCAAUAGGAAAAAGAGAAAUAAGUCCUUGGGAAUAGAAGAUAAUGAAGACCAACAAUUUUCCAACUCACAGUCCACAGACAUUCAACGAAAGUUGCCAGCUGUAAAUGAUGAGAGGAGCAUGAUGCCUUUGCCUCCUCGUCUAUCAGUGGAGUACAUUAAUGAGGCACUUCAGAGACAAAGGGCAGCAAGUGCAGUCAGCAUAAUUACCAGUGUCUUGGAGGAACUUGAAGAAUCUCAGCGGAGAUGCCCACGGUUCCUGAGUGAUUUUGCUUUCAAGUAUCUAAUUUGGGACUGUUGUCCACUUUGGUUGAGAAUCAAGAAAAAAGUGACUGCUUUCAUAAAAGAUCCUUUUACUGAUCUCACCAUCACUCUUUGCAUUGUGAUGAACACUUUGUUCAUGGCACUGGAGCACGAUAAUAUGUCACCUGAUUUUAAAAUGAUGCUCAAAGUAGGCAACUUGGUUUUUACAGGUAUCUUCACUGCAGAAAUGAUCUUAAAAAUCAUUGCUCUAGAUCCCUAUUAUUAUUUUCAGCAGCCCUGGAACAUUUUUGACAGUGUAAUUGUCACGUUGAGUUUAAUUGAACUGAGUUUACCCAGAGACAAAAGCAGGAAGAAAAGCAAAAAAGGAGGAACCCUGUCAGUUUUACGAUCCUUCAGACUGCUGAGGGUCUUCAAAUUGGCAAAAUCCUGGCCAACCUUAAACACUCUAAUAAAAAUCAUUGGUAACUCCAUGGGAGCACUGAGUAACCUGACCCUUGUCCUGGCAAUCAUCGUUUUCAUCUUUGCUAUAGUAGGGGUGCAACUUUUUGGGAAAAGCUAUGGGGAGAAAAGAUUUAAAAUAGACAAAGAAGGCCAGCCACGCUGGCACAUGAUGGACUUUUUCCACUCAUUCCUUGUUGUCUUCCGGAUUCUGUGUGGAGAAUGGAUUGAGACCAUGUGGGACUGCAUGGUGGUUGCUGAGCCAUCUCUGUGCCUGCUCGUCUUUCUACUGGUCAUGGUUUUAGGAAACUUAGUGGUUCUUAACCUCUUCAUUGCACUGCUGCUGAAUUCCUUCAGUGCUGACUCUCUCCAGACAGCAGAGGAUGACAGAGAGUUGAACAACCUUCGAAUCGCCUUUGCUCGGAUUCACAAGGGAUUUCACUUUGUGAAGAGUGUUACAUGGGAUGCCUGGUGUGGAAAGCUCAGGCACAUCAAGAAAGCACACAAGAAGAAAAUCAAUUUGACUGCACAGAACCCACCUGGGUUCAAGCAAGAGGAAACAAAAAAUCAUAAAGAGAAGUACGAUGAUGAAUGGACUGAGAAAACUGGGGACAGAUCCUCAGGUCUUGAAGAUUAUGUUACCAACCCCAAUGCAUUUGUUUGUGUCCCUAUUGCUGAGGCAGAGAACAUAAGUGAGGGUUUUGAAGAUGAAGAUAAGCUGAGCACAUUUACAGACACAGAAUAUAGCAAACAGCUGGUCAGUGUCAGCCCCUCUGAAGGCAGCACAGUGGAUCUGACAAACCCUGAAGAGCUUUUGAGGAAGAUUCGAGAGUUUGCUGAAGACUCCAAGACUCCAGAAAAAUGUUUUCCAGAAGGUUGUGUCCGAUACCUCUGUUGUUACAUGAGUAAUGCCAGAAGGUUUGGCGAAGAAACAUGGUGGAAUCUGAGAAAAACCUGCUACCAGAUUGUUGAACACUCCUGGUUUGAAUCCUUUAUUAUAUUCAUGAUCCUUCUGAGCAGUGGAGCCCUGGCAUUUGAAGACAUCCAUUUAAAUAAUAAUAAAAAUAUUAGAGAUAUGUUAGCAUUUCUUGACAAACUGUUCACUUUCAUCUUUGUUCUGGAGAUGCUCUUGAAAUGGGUGGCUUAUGGCUUCAAGAAGUACUUUACCAAUGCCUGGUGCUGGCUGGACUUCCUAAUUGUAAACGUAAGUUCUAUCUCUUUAAUAAACCUCUUGGGCAGUUCAGACAGUCCCAUGAAAUCUCUUAGGACUCUGCGAGCUCUGAGACCCUUAAGAGCAUUGUCACGAUUUGAGGGGAUGAGGGUGGUUGUCUAUGCCCUCGUGGGAGCCAUCCCUUCCAUCAUGAACGUUCUGCUUGUCUGCCUCAUCUUCUGGCUCAUCUUUAGCAUCAUGGGAGUGAACCUAUUUGCUGGGAAGUUUUGGAGAUGUGUCAAUAUGACAGAAGAAGAUUCGGAAUUAAGUGAUUGGAUUAAUAACACAGAAGACUGUAGAAAAUAUAAUGACACAGGAAAAAUAUUCUGGGUCAACUUGAAAGUCAACUUUGAUAAUGUUGGCUCUGGCUACCUGGCUCUUCUGCAGGUGGCAACAUUUAAAGGUUGGAUGGACAUCAUGUAUGCAGCAGUAGAUUCACGAGAGAAACAUGAGCAGCCAAAAAUGGAGCAUAGUCUAUUUAUGUAUCUCUACUUUGUGAUCUUCAUAAUCUUCGGAUCUUUCUUUACCCUGAAUCUAUUUGUUGGUGUUAUUAUUGACAACUUCAACCAACAAAAGAAAAAGAUAAGUGGGGAAGAUAUCUUUAUGACAGAAGAACAGAAAAAAUACUACAAUGCAAUGAAAAAGCUGGGAUCCAAGAAACCUCAAAAACCUAUUCCAAGACCACUGAACAAAUACCAAGGAUUCCUUUUUGACAUUGUAACACGCCAAGCUUUUGAUGUUGUCAUCAUGGUUCUCAUCUGCCUUAACAUGAUCUCCAUGAUGGUGGAAACCCAUGGGCAAAGCGAAACAAAGACUAACAUCCUUAACAAAAUCAAUAUACUCUUCGUUGCUGUCUUUACUGCAGAAUGUGUACUGAAAUUGGCAGCUCUGAGGCAGUACUAUUUCUCAAAUGCCUGGAAUAUAUUUGAUUUAGUCGUUGUGAUCAUGUCACUUGUUGCCUCACUGCUUUCUGGCAUUGGUAAAGCAUUUGAGCAUUUCUUACCACCUACGCUCUUCAGGGUUAUCCGCUUGGCUCGGAUUGGCCGAAUACUGAGACUCAUCCGGGCUGCCAGAGGGAUUCGAACUCUGCUUUUUGCCUUAAUGAUGUCCCUCCCUGCUCUGUUCAACAUUGGCCUCUUGCUUUUUCUGGUCAUGUUCAUUUAUGCCAUUUUUGGCAUGGCUAACUUCGCCUAUGUUAAGAAGGAGCAUGGGAUUGAUGACAUGUUCAACUUCCAAACCUUUGCUAACAGCAUGCUCUGUCUCUUCCAAAUCACCACUUCAGCGGGCUGGGAUGGUCUUCUCAGUCCUAUUUUAAACACUGGGCCACCAUAUUGUGAUCCAAACGUAAAUGGUACUAUAGGUGAAUGUGGUAAACCUGCCAUAGGCAUAAUUUAUUUUGUAAGUUACAUCAUUAUAUCAUUUCUCAUUGUUGUAAACAUGUAUAUAGCUGUGAUUAUGGAGAACUUCAAUGCUGCUACAGAGGAAAGUACAGAGCCUUUAGGGGAAGAUGACUUUGACCUCUUUUAUGAAAUCUGGGAGAAGUUUGAUCCUGAGGCAACUCAGUUUAUAGCUUUCUCUGCACUUUCAGACUUUGCAGAUGCACUGGCUGAACCUUUACGUGUACCAAAACCAAACAAAGUUGAACUCAUAGCAAUGGACCUGCCUAUUGUCAGUGGAGAUAGGAUUCACUGCCUGGAUAUCCUGUUUGCUUUUACCAAAAGAGUGUUAGGAGAUUCUGCUGUGCUGGAUACUCUUAAAGUACAAAUGGAGGAGAAGUUCAUGGCUGAAAAUCCAUCCAAAACAUCCUAUGAGCCAAUCUCUUCUACUCUCAGACACAGACAAGAGGAAGCUUCUGCCACUGUCAUCCAGCGUGCCUACAGGAGUCAUCUGCUCCUGCGCUCCAUAAGGAAUAAGGCUUCUAACCUGCACCAUCACAGAACUUGCAGUGGUGACACCCUUACAGGUGUUAUUCCAGAAAAAGAAGAACUUACUACAUCUAUGAUGGGUGAAAAUUAUAGCAGGAGUCCUGACAAGUCUGAAACUUUGUCUUCAGCAUCCUUUCCUCCAUCGUAUGACAGUGUGACAAGAGCCAGUAGUACCAAUCUCAUGGUUGAGAAUGAAGAAAUUACAGGUAAUCAACAAUCUCCAGGCAUUAAAUAG